This is a messenger RNA of Dictyostelium discoideum AX4, 1404 nucleotides long. RefSeq lists its product as hypothetical. NCBI's taxonomy places the organism in Eukaryota, Evosea, Eumycetozoa, Dictyosteliales, Dictyosteliaceae. The record is from RefSeq and is a predicted model, not a curated record. The transcript has 2 exons. The coding region runs from base 1 to 1404 and encodes 467 amino acids.
AUGGAUAAGCAAUUCUCAUCGAGUUAUGAUUCAAUAUCGUCAAUUAAAGAUCUUAUCAAUUCAAAUCAAUUUAGUAUAUUAAAAGAAAAAGUUUAUAGAAAUUGUAGAUAUUUACAAUUCGAUUCACAUCAAUUUUCUAAUAGUUGUACUUUAGAUGUAGAUGAUUUAGUGAAACUAUUUUCAACAAUUAUUCAUGACGAUUAUAGAUUCUAUAGAAACUUUUUUAAUAUAGAGAAUGAUUAUUACAAUUCAUCACAAGAUGUAGUUGAUUUUAAAUAUUUCUGUUCAAGAUGUAGUUGCCAAAUAAAUCAAGAAAAUAAUUUUUUCAAAGGGUUAUUAUGUUAUUUAAAUUACAUUGCUCAUGAUCAUAAUUAUGAUAGAAAUCAAUAUUAUCAAUUAUUAAUUAAUUGCACUACAAAAGGAGAAUAUUCGAAAUUCUAUCACAUUAAUGAAAAAUCAACAUUAAAAGCAUUAGUCAACACUGCAAUAUUGAUUUUAAAAUUAAAAACACCACCAAAAGAAGAAGAAGAAAAACCAAUUGUAACAAUUGAAGAAAUUGAUAAUUUCACAAAGAAAAUUAAUAAAGUUAAUUUAAAAUCAUUAUUAAAUGAUCCAAUAAAUUUCAAUAAUAAUGAAGAAAUUAAAAAUUUUAUAAAGAAACUGUUAAAAUUAAAUCAUUCAAUAUUUGGUCAUGAAAUAUCAAAUUUUUUAUAUUUCUGUUAUUAUCAUGAAGAAUCCAAUGAUGGUCAUUAUAAAACUAUAUAUCCUUCUUGUGAUUUACUUGAAAUUACGGUUAGAUUAGGAAUUUAUGAAAUUUUAGAAUCAUAUGAAACAAAUGGAUAUAAACAGGGUUUUCAAAAUUUAUUACCAAAUAUUAUUCAAUUUAAUAAUGGUAAAACAACUGAUGAAGAAUUUAAAAUUUUAUUUUCACAUUGUUUUAAUAAAGAGAAAAAGAUUAAAUUCAUUGAUGAAAUAGUUAAAAGAAUAAUUAAACAACCUGACCUUGAAUUUCAGAGUUGUUGUUGUUAUUAUUUCUUGUGUAUGCUUGUAAUUCAUAAUGAUACGGAGUUGGUGAAAUAUUAUUCAAAUAAAGUUGGUAAUCAUCUACAAAUAACUUUAGACAAAUUAUUACUUCCACCAACCUAUUAUAUCGAAUCAAUAGAGGUGUUAGAAUUUUUAUUUUACAAUCAAUCUAAUUACUUUAAAGAUAUUGUUUAUGAUAAUUACAUCAGUACAUUUUAUAAAAAUUUAGAAUUAUUAAAACAUUUUGAAUCAUUAUUUUAUAAAUCAAAAUCAGUAAAUCCGUCAAGUUGUAGAAAUAGUGGUGGUGGUGGUAGUAGUCUUAUUAGCUUUAUAGUUUAUGGAUACUUUGGAGAUCGAAUAAAUUAUUUGGAAUUUAAAUAA